CUUUCGCUCAGUUUGGUUGUUUCAUAUCUUUUUUAACCAUUUGAGAAAACAGGCUGCCUCCUGCACUGAGCGGCUGGGUGAAAGAGCGAGCAGCGGGUGCGUGGCAUGAACCUGGAGAGCAGCGAGUGCGGGAUGAGCUCGGUGAGCUGCGGCAACGGGAAGCUCCGCCAGUGGCUGAUUGACCAGAUCGACAGCGGCAAGUACCCGGGCCUGGUGUGGGAGAACGACGAGAAGAGCAUCUUCCGCAUCCCCUGGAAACACGCCGGCAAGCAGGACUACAACCGCGAGGAGGAUGCCGCCCUCUUCAAGGCUUGGGCUCUUUUUAAAGGAAAGUUCAGAGAGGGCAUUGAUAAACCAGAUCCUCCAACUUGGAAGACAAGGCUACGGUGUGCUUUGAACAAGAGCAAUGACUUUGAAGAACUGGUUGAGAGAAGCCAGCUGGAUAUUUCUGAUCCGUAUAAAGUGUACAGAAUAGUGCCAGAAGGAGCUAAAAAAGGAGCAAAACAACUCAGCCUAGAGGAUCAACAGAUAAUGAUGAACCAUCCGUACACAAUGACUUCUCCUUACACUUCACUACAAGCGCAGGUAUCAAACUACAUGGUACCUCAUGAACGUAACUGGAGAGAUUUUGCCCCUGAGCAGCCACAUCCUGACAUCCCCUACCAAUGCCCAAGUGUUCCUUUUGCAGCUCGCAGUCACCAUUGGCAAGGUCCUGCUUGUGAAAACGGUUGUCAGGUGACUGGAACCUUUUAUGCUUGUGCACCAUCUGAGUCACAGACUCCUGGGAUCCCAAUAGAGCCAAGCAUAAGGUCUGGUGAAGCUCUUGCACUAUCAGACUGUCGACUACACAUCUGUCUAUAUUACCGUGAAAUACUGGUGAAAGAGAUGACGACUUCAAGUCCUGAAGGCUGUAGAAUAUCUCAUGCCCAAAAUUAUGAGGUCAGCAGCUUGGAUCAAGUUAUCUUCCCCUAUCCAGAAGAUAAUGGCCAGAGGAAAAACAUAGAAAAAUUACUGAGCCACUUGGAACGAGGAGUAAUACUCUGGAUGGCACCUGAUGGGCUUUAUGCUAAGAGACUUUGUCAAAGCAGGAUCUACUGGGAUGGACCUCUGGCGUUAUGCAGUGACAGGCCAAAUAAACUGGAAAGGGAGCAGACCUGCAAACUUUUUGAUACUCAGCAAUUUUUAGCAGAACUGCAAGCUUUUGCCCACCAUGGACGUCCAUUGCCUAGAUUCCAGGUUGCUCUAUGUUUUGGAGAGGAAUUUCCAGACCCACAAAGACAGAGGAAGCUAAUUACAGCCCACGUUGAGCCAAUGUUUGCAAGGCAGCUGUAUUACUUUGCUCAGCAAAACAGUGGACAUUUUCUGAGAGGCUAUGAUUUACCAGAACAUGUCACUAGUCCAGAGGAUUACCACAGAUCUAUUCGCCAUUCCUCCAUUCAAGAAUAAUCUCCUCAGAAGGAGUGUGUUUAAGGCUUUGUAAAGAUGAUGCAUAUUGGAAGAAAAGAGCUGGAUCACGUUUUGGGGAUACAAAUCACAGCUGGAUUUAUUCAGGAAAGCAUAGUCUCAGAGACUGGAAAAUGAACAACAGUAUUGUACAAUAGAAACAAUGAGGCUUCAAGAUUUGGAUGGUACAUUUCACAUAGAUUCUUCGGUUGCUGGGGAUAACUGUGAAAACUGACAAAAUGUUUGAUAUGUUUACAUUGUUUAAACAUUCUCCAUGGUUUGAGGAUGACUUCUUGCUGAAGACUUAAAUUCAGAGUUUACAGUAUUAUGAUAUUUGCAGAGCUAUUUAUUUGUAAUUACAAAUCUCAGGGCAGGGAAAUAUAUUUGCAGUAUUCCCAGCAUGAAACUGUAGCUACUGUGGCAAAGAUGGCAAACAAGUGGCCUAGGCAUCCAUAAAUGUUAUGUUGUGAAUAGCUACAUAUGUAAGCGGUUAAGAAUUUAGAUUGUUAAGCGUGGUAAACUUUUUAUGCCUAUAUUCUUCUAUGAAAGUUUCAGUGUGUAUUUUUUAAAAAAAUCCAGUCCUAAUGAGAUAUAUAUUUUUAAUGCCUGACAUUUCUCUUCAAAGUGCAUUUUGUCAUUAGCACUGCUGUUAGUGGAUUGAUACUCAUAACAACACUUAGAGAGAAGCAUCAGUUGCCUGCUGAUUCUGCAAUGUUAAAUGACCACCCUUCACAAUGUACUAUCCCAAAUAUACCAUCUAGAGAACUCUUCUAACAAUCUCUAGAUCUGGGAGUUUUUGCUGUCUGUGUUGCAGGUGGGACCAUUGACUUGAAUUCUAGACCCUAGAAUAAAACAGGUUUUUGAGAAAAUAACUGUAAUCUUUUACACUUAUUCUGUCAUAUAUGAUUCUUUUUUGGUGGUCAUGCUCACUGGCACAUAUAUGUAACAUGAAAUAGAUUUCCAAGGUGCAUUUGUAUAGAUUUGGUAAAUAUUCACAAAAAGAGUUGUUGACUUACACAAGGUCAAAUUCUGCUCUUGACUGUGCAGCUACAGCUCCCUUCGUGUGCAGAAGUCAGUGGGAGCCAGAUGUCCAAAGAAGAGCAGACUUUGGCCCAUAGUAUUAGUAGAGCUGGGAACAGCUAUCCUAACUUUUGUUUUAAAAAGUAAAAAAAAAAAAAAAAAAGUAUAAUUUCAGGAGAUUUACAACUUUUAAUGCUGGGGUAUUGAUUAUUUGCUUGCAUAUGCAAAUGAACUUGGAACUCCUUUGUAUGGCAAAGAGAGAGAGAGAUCUGUCAA
This is a messenger RNA of Chelonoidis abingdonii (Abingdon island giant tortoise), 2739 nucleotides long. The record is from RefSeq and is a predicted model, not a curated record. NCBI's taxonomy places the organism in Eukaryota, Metazoa, Chordata, Testudines, Testudinidae.